This is a messenger RNA of Hippocampus comes (tiger tail seahorse), 847 nucleotides long. Its product is annotated as transcription termination factor Rho-like. The record is from RefSeq and is a predicted model, not a curated record. The coding region runs from base 27 to 716 and encodes 229 amino acids. The transcript is spliced from 2 exons. Lineage: Eukaryota; Metazoa; Chordata; Actinopteri; Syngnathiformes; Syngnathidae.
ACAAAGACAUUCACAUACCAAAAAGCAUGGACUUCGAACCCUUUGAUGACCCUUCGAACCCUUUGAUGACUUCCAACCCUACUGACCACAAGACAUUUGACCCUGAGAACAACUUGGACCUGGACAUCAACUUUUUCAAGACCAACCGACCGCAAGGGAGCCAGAGACGACCGACCGUGAGGGAGCCAGUGACAAUCGCGAGGAAGCCAGCGACGACUGCAGGGAAGCCAGCAACCGCGAGGAAGCCGGGAGACAACCAGCCAGCAACCACCGUGAGGGAGCCAGUGUCGACCGCAAGGGAGCCAGAGACGACCGAGAGGAAGCCAGCGACGACUGCAGGGGAGCCAACGACCGCGAGGGAGCCGGGAGACAACCAGCCAGCGACCACCGCGAGGGAGCCAGAGACGACCGACCGUGAGGGAGCCAGUGACAAUCGCGAGGAAGCCAGCGACGACUGCAGGGGAGCCAACGACCGCGAGGGAGCCGGGAGACAACCAGCUAGCAACCACCGCGAGGGAGCCAGCGACGACCGCAAGGGAGCCAGGGACGACCAAGAGGAAACCAGCGACGACUGCAGGGGAGCCAGCGACCGCGAGGGAGCCGGGAGACAACCAGCCAGCGACCACCGCGAGGGAGCCAGAGACGACCGAGAUGAAGGCAGCGACGACUGCAAGGGAGCCAGUGACCGCGAGGGAGCUGGGAGACAGCGAGCCUGAGGGAGCCGGGAGUCAACCAGCCAGCGAGCGUGAGGGAGUCUGCGACGACCGCAAGGGAGCCAGCGACCACGAGGGACCCGGGAGACGUCCAGCCAGCAACCGCGAGGGAGCCAGCGACAACAGCGAGGGAG